Spodoptera littoralis (African cotton leafworm) is the source of this 1614-nucleotide messenger RNA. The record is from the annotation of a GenBank genome assembly. Lineage: Eukaryota; Metazoa; Arthropoda; Insecta; Lepidoptera; Noctuidae.
AUGAGUGGUUCAGGAAAGGGUCUCUUGGGACUUUGGCUCUAUAGGAAUGGGUCGGAAUGGGAAGUUAAAAAUGAAGCCCAUCAUCACCCCAAACUUGCUGAUCUUAACAUGGCGGCUCGACAGCAGACCCAGCCAUCAGAGAGCGAGAGGAUUUCAGUGAUAUUUACGUUGAGGAAUCAAGUCGGUGGACUGGUCAAAGCUCUGACUGUGUUCCAAGACCUUGGCAUCAAUGUCCUCCAUAUAGAGUCCCGUAAAUCUGUAACUGAAGUUUCUUCUUCUGACAUUUUGGUGGAUGUUGAGUGUGAUCCUCAUCGUAUGGAGCAAUUGAAGAGGAUGCUCAAACGAGAAGUUCAAGACUUCGAAGUGGUGUCAUCUCAAACUGGUGAAGAGUUUCCACCCCCGACUCCGUUAUCUGCUGCAGCUAGCUUCGAUUUUGGGGAGAUGCAUUGGUUUCCUCGUAAAAUAUCUGACCUGGACCGAGCCCAAAACGUGUUGAUGUAUGGCUCCGAGCUUGAUGCCGACCACCCCGGCUUCAAAGAUCCAGUUUACCGCAAGCGACGAGAACAAUUUGCAGCCAUUGCCAACAACUACAAGUAUGGUCAACCCAUUCCCAAAGUACAAUAUACGGACGUUGAAAUAAAGACAUGGGGCAUCGUGUUCCGUGAACUUCACAAACUUUACCAGAAGCACGCAUGUGAGGAGUAUCUCGAGAACUGGCCCCAACUCGUCAAGUAUUGUGGCUAUCGGGAAGAUAAUUUGCCUCAGUUGGAGGACGUGAGCGCUUUCCUCAAACGUAAAACUGGAUUCCAACUGCGGCCCGUUGCGGGUUACCUUUCACCUAGGGACUUUUUAUCGGGUUUGGCGUUCAGGGUGUUCCACUGCACACAGUAUAUUCGUCACUCGUCGGAUCCAUUUUAUACCCCUGAACCUGACUGCUGCCACGAGCUAUUAGGACAUAUGCCUUUGCUUGCCAACCCUAGCUUUGCGCAAUUUUCACAAGAACUGGGGCUCGCAUCCCUCGGCGCUUCCGACGAAGACAUCGACAAAUUGGCGACGCUUUACUUCUUUACGGUCGAGUUUGGUUUGUGUCGGCAAACUGACGGAACCUUCAGAGUGUAUGGAGCUGGUCUGCUGUCCUCUGUGGCCGAACUCCAACAUGCUCUGGUUACUCCUGAGAAAAUCAAACGCUUUGAUCCUGAAGUGACAGUCAACGAGGAAUGUAUUAUUACGUCUUAUCAAAAUGCGUAUUACUACACUGACUCAUUUGAAGAGGCGAAGGAAAAAAUGAGAGCUUUUGCCGACAGCAUACAACGACCCUUCGGUGUGCGGUACAAUCCAUACACUCAAAGUGUGGAAGUGCUAAGUAACGCCCAGAAGAUUACUGCCUUGGUUAGAGAGUUGCGGGGCGACAUUUGCAUCGUAUCUUCAGCGAUUAAGAAAAUUUCUGCUCAGGACUCCACGCUAGAUGUUGAAACAAUUGCUAACAUGCUCCACACGGGGCUCCAGGUCCAGGAGCGGAGUCCUCAGAGCACGUCAGGCGGAAGCACGCCAACCUCAGAACGCGGCGCCUCUCCGCGACAUGAGUCAAAGAAACCCGAACAGUCUGACGUUUGA